GCGUGGUGUCGCUAACUCUAGACACCAGUGCGGACCCGCCGCUCAGCGCCUCCUGGUUCCUCGGCGUCGGCGACGACGAGCUCGACCGCGGCGUCACGGCCGUUGCCGCCAGCUUCCCCAACCUCCGCCGCCUCUCGGUCCCCCGCCACCGCGGAGUCUGGCGGGCUUAUCCCUGGCGGAUGCCGGCGUCGCAAGAGCAUCAGCUCCACCGGUACACCGAUCUCGGCUUCCGACUUCAUGCGCCUCCAGAUUCUCUGCAUUGUUGCGACGUCCCCGCCCUCAACGGCAACUGCAACUGCCAGGGAGGUUCUUAUGCAUCCCUGGUUCCAAGAUUGGUCAGAUUGUAGCGGAUUGCGAGGGAGGUUCUUAUGCAUCGCGGCUGUGGGCCGGUGCAAUGCUAUGCCUGACAGCUUGAGGAGCUCAGAUCGCCAUCGCCCGAUCAAAGGGAAGGUGCUCAACUAUUCAACAGGCACAGUCCAUCGAAGAAGCUGGUGUAAAUUCUUCGAUUUCAGCCCAAAGUCAGCCACAUUUCUUGGUUCUCAAAAGUCAAAAGGGCAAACUCUGGUGCCCUUGGUCUUCAAAGUCUGGUUCCCCUUAUUCAACUUCAGAGUGCAGACAAGAGGGCACAUCAUAAUUUCUUCAGUGAUCAGAAUUCGGUAAUUUGAAGCACAAUUGCUAGUCCAGAGAUUAUAACAAGCUGAGAUUUCCCUGAGUACCCUUAAAAGAGUGAAUUUUUUCCGUCAAGUGCUGAGUUCUGAUUGAUUGAUUCUGAAGAGAGCCAUUGGUAAAAAUUGCUCAAACUUGCUGGUGUCUCUGACUGAACUAAGCUGCUGCUCUAGAAAUGCAGGCCGAGGUGUGUGUUUCAUCCGCUGCAGAGUUGGGCCAACUUGUCACAUAUUCUGGCCCAACAACCGGAUAGCCCAGGCAGGCCUUGCAAUCGUUCAUCCAAAACAUAUAAAGCCCGCAGACAUCCUGCCAAUUUCUUCCCAUCGUCCGCGCUCUCCAACUACCAGGACAACGGAAAGCUUCGGAAAGAAGAGCAGAACAAGAAACCAAAAACAUGGCCGCCGUCCGGGGCGGCUUCUCCUCCGGCGGCAGCACCAACACGCGCCGCGCCGGCCACCUCCUCCCGUUCCCCUGCAACAGAGAGCCCGCCGCCGCCUCUUGCGCCUCGUCGGGCUCCUCCCCGGCCCGCUCCAAGGCCACGCGGGCUGCCACCUGCUACGGCGCCGACGCCAAGCUGAAGCCCGAGGUUGAGGCCUCCGCGGGGAACAACACGAAGAUGCUGCUCGCAAUUUCCGCCACGGGCGGAAGCAGCCCGCGCUACGGAAGCCGCCCGCCCCACUCCGACAGAGCCGGAUCGCUCACCCACCCCAGCCCCGCCUCGCCUUCCUCGUGCAUCCGCGGCGGCGGCGGCUACCGCCAGACGCACGGAGGCGAGGACGCCUCCUCAUCCGUCACGCGGAGACUGGAAAAAGGGCAAGGGAGGUUGCCAACCAGAGCAGAUUUCAUGAAGCCGUCUUCUACACUGCGAACCAUCAGAUUGCAGACAACCAGGCAUCCUUCUCUGCUGGAUAGGAGAGGUUCUGUCAAUGACUUGAGAUUUCCUAAGGCGAGAGGAAAGGAGAAUGAGGUUUGUGAUAAGAACAACUGGCAGACUGAUACUGUGUCAUCUUGUCUAUCAUCAGCUCGUGAUCAGAAUUUUGAGUCCGAUGGUGCCUUUAAAGGUAGCAAUCACAGUGCGAUGUCCAUGAAACCUUCUGCUAUGCUGCAAAACAUCAGAAUACAGACACCUAGGCACCGUUGUCUGCUGGAUAGGAGAGUUGAGGGGGGCAAUCAGGUGCCUCCAAGAUCCAUCCACAAGGCUGUACCAGCUAGAUUGAUGCACCAAGGCCCCUCACAUAAUUGCCAUCAACAUGAGUAUGUAAUAGAUCCUAUCAAUGACAGCAUAGUUCCUGAAGUCAGUGAAGAGGAGGAUGAAGUCAAUGAACAGGACUGGCAGACUGAUACCGCGCCGACUCAUAUAUCCUCAGCUUGUGAUGAGUCCGAUGGUGCCUUUGAGGGUAGGAAGCAUAGUGCGCAUUUAGUGAAGCCUUCUGCUAUGCCACGAAACAUCAGACUGCAGAUACCCAGGCACCCUUCUCUGCUGAGCAGGAGAGUUGACAGAAUCAAUCAAGUACCUUUUAUGUGUGGAGGUUGCUCCUCAGACAAUAACCAUCAACAUGUGGAUGCAUUAGAUACUAUCGAUGAAUGGAGAUUGCACAAGGGUUGUGUUGUGACCACCAAAUGUAUUGGGCAAUCCUCUUCCACCGCAUCAAACAGUAGCAAGUUUGCUCCAUUGUCCUUGGGAAAAGUUAAAGACAAAGCGGCCAUUGUCCGUUCAGCUUCAGCUCACAAAUCAGGUGGCACUGUGGGUGCCAGGAAGAAAGAAGCUUAUAUUACCACUUUGGGCACCGGAGGUGGGUACGGGGACCCUCACCCUCCACCAUUCUACAAGUGCGAGGCGUGUCACAAGGGGACGGCCUUCUACAGGCUCAAGUGCUGCCGUCUGGUGGUAUGUGAGCGCUGUGGCUGUGCUUGUGAACCAGCAGAAGCUGUGGAAGACGAGAAGCUGCAGUCCCGGAGAGGCAAGGUGCAGGCUGGCAAAGAGAGACUGCCCAAGGUGAAGCUUGAAGGUUCAGAUCUUUUCCUCUGGCAGCCGUGUUCGUUCCCUGCGGGGCUCAUGUUGUGUGUGGCGAAACGGACUGGGAAUUACCUGCAGUAUUACUUUGCACCGGUUGACGAUCUUAUGAACCCGAAAGUCAAAGGGAUAAAGGCAACUGUCUACACCUUCCGUCAGCAUGGACGCAAUGCUAGAUCUCUGUCAGUAAGAGAUGAGCUCCUUACGCGCGAGCAGUUGCGCUAGCAAACAUGUAUCUUCUCCUUUCUGUGCAUUCGUUGUAUGGUAGUAUGGUACAGACCUUAACAGAAUGUUAGAACGAAGAAAGUGCAGUGUCCAGGUGAAAUAUCUGCAGAUAGAACAGUAGAUGCUCUGUUUGUUUCCUCUGUGCUCUAGUUGGUUUGUAACCUAGCAACCUGUAAGGAUGCUUGUAAACACAAACAUUGAUUGGCUUUUUUCAAUAUAAGCCGAGUAGAUACCAGUUGACGCUGA
Molecule: messenger RNA, 3151 nt
Organism: Setaria italica (foxtail millet)
Lineage: Eukaryota; Viridiplantae; Streptophyta; Magnoliopsida; Poales; Poaceae
Exons: 8
Coding region: 1061-2905 (614 amino acids)
Source: RefSeq, a predicted model, not a curated record